Molecule: messenger RNA, 1842 nt
Organism: Brachypodium distachyon (stiff brome)
Lineage: Eukaryota; Viridiplantae; Streptophyta; Magnoliopsida; Poales; Poaceae
Product: patatin-like protein 2
Exons: 4
Coding region: 345-1619 (424 amino acids)
Biological process (GO): lipid metabolic process
Molecular function (GO): glycerophospholipase activity; monoacylglycerol lipase activity
Source: RefSeq, a predicted model, not a curated record
UCGUACGUCCGUGCUCAUCGACCCAUGGCAUUUGGGAUCACGAGUUCGUUCUUUAACCGCGCGGAUAUAAAUAUCGGGGCGCACGAGCAUAUACCUACCUAACCACAGAUUCGCUAAUCGCACGCACUACAGACGCGAAUAAGCAGGAGCAGCCAGAGACAAGGAGCUAGUAGCCAUCCCAUCUGUAAAUCGGAAUAGAAUUCUGCAAAGAGAAAUUAAAGCGAUUCCUUGCUAGCUCGACCUUUGGUCGAGCACUUAAGCAGGUGUAGCUACUAAGCUAGCUAGGGAGCUAGUCAGUUGGAGUUUGUUUUAGGGUGCCUGCCGGUCCUAGCUAGGAAGAAGCCAUGUCGCCGGUGCACGUUCUGGAGCACAGCGGAAGCGGGGCCCUGACCCUGAACCCGGUGCUCGGCGGCGUCGUGUCCUCGUCGCUUCUGACGCCCAGGUCGCCGGCGCCGUCCUACGGGAACAUCGUCACCGUGCUCAGCAUCGACGGCGGCGGCGUCCGCGGCAUCAUCCCUGGCACCAUCCUCGCUUUCCUCGAAGAAAAGCUCCAGGAUCUCGAUGAGCCGGAGGCGAGGAUCGCGGACUACUUCGACGUGAUCGCCGGGACGAGCACCGGAGGGCUGGUGACGGCCAUGCUCACCGCGCCCAACAAGGAGGGCCGGCCGCUGUUCGCCGCCAAGGACAUCAACAAGUUCUACCUCGACCACUGCCCAAAGAUCUUCCCACCCGUCAGCAACUGGCCUUUCGGCUUCUUCAAGACCAUGACGGGGCCCAAGUACGACGGCCGGUACCUCCACUCCAUCGUGAAGGAGCUGCUCGGCGCGACGCGGGUGAGCCAGGCGCUGCAGAACAUCGUCAUCCCCACUUUCGACAUCAAGCUCCUCCAGCCCACCAUCUUCUCCAAAUACGACGCCCAGAACGACGUGUCCAAGGACGCUCUGCUCUCCGACGUGUGCAUCAGCACUUCCGCCGCGCCGACCUACCUCCCUGGCCACCACUUCCAGACCAAGCAUAAGGAUGGCACUCCACGGGACUUCGACCUCAUCGACGGAGGCGUCGCCGCAAACAAUCCUACGAUGCUGGCGAUAACGGACGUGAGCAAGCAGAUCCUGCUGGGCAACAAGGACUUCGUCCCGAUCAAGCCGGAGGAAUACGGCAAGUUCCUGGUGCUCUCCCUGGGCACCGGCUCCGCCAAGGUGGAGGGGAAGUUCGACGCGGCGGCGUGCAGCAAGUGGGGGGUGGUCGGGUGGCUCUACAACAAUGGCGCCACGCCGUUGAUCGACAGCUUCAGCCAGGCCAGCGGCGACCUCGUGGACAUCCAGGCCUCCGUGCUCUUCCAGACGCUGCGCUGCGAGAAGCGGUACCUCCGGAUCCAGGACGACGAGCUCAAGGGCGACACCUCCUCCGUCGACGUGUCCACGCCGGACAACCUGAGAAGGCUCGUCGGCGUCGGGGAGGCCCUGCUCAAGAGGAGCGUGUGCAGGGUGGACGUCGAGACCGGCAAGAGCGUGCCUGACAAGAACAGAGGCACCAACGAGGAGGAGCUGCUCAAUUUCGCGCGCAUGCUGUCGCAGGAGCGCAAGGCCAGGCUCCAGAAGAAGGGCGUCAAACAGUAAAAAAAAUGGAUAAUGGGAUCUGCAUGCCAAUUGCCAAAUAGUCUUUUUUUGUUAGUAGUACUCCAAAGGGAUUAAUUAAGCUAGCUUGUUUUCAUCCAUUUUAAUCUGUACGUGUGACUUCACGAUCAGUACCAAGGAAUAUAGUGUCACAAUACUAAAGCACCUUUAUUCAACGCACAGUCGAUGUGUAAGUGUGUGUAGCUGCAAAUAUAUUCUUUAUAAA